AUGGAUAUCGAUCAUCGUCAUCGGCCACAGCAACACACAUGGAAUAAUGGUCUUUGUAAUUGUGGAGAGGAUGUCAGCACCUGUUUCGUAACGUGCCUCCUUCCAUGCGUUACAUUUGGCCAAAUUGCAGAAGUUGUGGAUGAAGGGAAAAGUUCAUGCGUAGGACAAGGUAUAAUAUACGGGUUGGCGAUGAUGAUACAGUGCCACUGGCUGUGCUCAUGCAUGUACAGAGAGAAACUGCGAUCCAAAUUUGGAUUACGAGGAGAUGCUUGCGGUGAUUGUUGUAUUCAUUGCUGCUGCGAACCCUGUGCUCUUUGCCAAGAACAUGCCGAGCUCAAAUCCAGAGGCUACAACCCCUCCAUAGGUUGGAUUGGACCCCCUAAUGCUCCUCCAGUACAGAUGAUGCCUCCCUCCAUGAAUAAAUGA
Messenger RNA from Ziziphus jujuba (common jujube), 426 nucleotides. Its product is annotated as cell number regulator 2-like. The record is from RefSeq and is a predicted model, not a curated record. NCBI's taxonomy places the organism in Eukaryota, Viridiplantae, Streptophyta, Magnoliopsida, Rosales, Rhamnaceae. Bases 1 to 426 code for a protein of 141 amino acids. The transcript is spliced from 4 exons.